AUGGAGAGAGAGAGGCGCAAGCGCGACAGGAGCCACCAGCACCAGCAGCUUCCUCACCAGCAGCAUCAGCACCAGCAGCACCAGCAGCAGCACCAGUCCAGCCUCAUGGACGCGUUCCCGAGCAACGGCGGCGGCGACGGCGGCGGCGUCGGCGCGAGCUUCUACCACGCGCCGUCGGCUGCCUUUGCCAACUUUGCCUCCAUGGCCUUUGCAUCGGGCAGUGGCAGCGGCCACCAGCACAUGGGCAAUGGUAGCAACGACGCCGUCGCCAUGCCGUUUGCCCAGCUGCCCGCGCACGUCGACGCCGGCAUGGCAGGGUACGAGGACGAGGAGGGGGACGAGGACGAGGAGGAAGACGACGAGGACGACGAUGAGGAAGGAGGCGGCAGGCCGGACGGAGCAGCACACCGCGGCAGCAGCAGCAGCAGCAGCCAGCAAGGAGGAGGAGCAGCAGCAGCCGCCGGCGCAGGGAGCUGCUUCCAGUGCCCCUACUGCGAGAAGCGGUACACGGGCAAGCACGCGCGCAGCAUCUGGCGGCGGCACCUCCAGGACAAGCACGCCAUCCCGCUCAGCCAGCAGCCGCGGCGGACCCGGUGGGACGGCGACAUGAAUCGGCCCAAGAAUGCCGAGGAGCGGCGGCAGCGCAUGCUCGAGAGCAAGCGGCGGUGGGCGCGCAAGAAGCGCCUUGCCGAAAAGGGCCUUACUGCACCGACGACGGACGACGACGACGACGAGGGUGGUGGUCAGAGUGCCGUCCGGCCAGCAGCGCCCUCGCAGAGCAGCCGUCGUGCGCGGGCCUCGUCGCACUCGGUGGCGCAGGCUCAUGCUCAUGCUCAGGCACCGCAGCUGCUGCCACCACAGCAGUCACAACAACAACAGUCGCAGCAACAGGCACAGCAACAGCAUCAACAACAGCAGCCACAGACACAGACACAGCCAAUGAUGCCUGCGUUCUUCGAGGCCGGCGGCUUCCCCACGAUGCCCCUCGCCAGCGCCGCCGCCGUCGCAGGCCCGCGCUCGGCAUGGCCAUCGGCCGAGAGCUCCCUCGCAGCGGCGCGCGACUUUGGCCGGCCACACGACGCCGUGGCCAUGAUGGCCAACAUCGCAUCGCCGCGCCAGGCCCUCGCCCAGCUCGACGGCAACCAGGGCGUGGCCUCGUCGCGCUUCAUCAAGAUCAAGGACGAGACGCGCGCCGUGUACGACAAGCAGCAGCAGUCGCAGCAACAGCAGGCGCAGCAGGCGCAUACACAGCAGUCGCAGCAUCCGUCGCAGCACAAGACGCCCGUCAACCGCUUCAGCCAGCUGUAUCCCACGCCGCCGUCGAUGGGAAGCGGCAGCGGCAGCGGCGACUCGCUGCGCUUCUCCCUCGACGGCUUCUUUUCCUCGACGCCCCGCCAGCACGUGUCUGGGCAGCACCAGCAGCAACAGAGGGGCAAGCACAGCCAGCCGCUGCUGUCGCCGCCGACAUCGACGCACGCCGAGAGCAGCCCGUCGAAUGCCAAGCACAAUCCCUUUUCCCUCGACCGGCACCGCGUCUCGCCGCGUGCUGCCGCUGCUGCUGCUGCUGCUGCCUCGGCAGCGGCGACUACGACUGCCUCGCCUGUGCGUGCCGGCCUGGCCGCGCACUCGCCCGUGCGAAGCAACAAGCGCGGCAGCCCCACGGCCAGGCGCCUGCCCCCGCUCAUGCGCACCCCGCUCUUUGGCGGUGGCGGCGGCGGGACAAGCACCGACGCCUCGCCGCUCGCGCUCAACCGUGCCUUUGGCGGCGCAAGGAGCAGGCCCCAGCGCGCCAAGGUCGAGACGCCGACCGAGGACCACAUGGAGCGCAUGCUCGGCUUCACCCCCAUCAAGGCCCGCCAGCCCACGCCGCGGCGCAAGGAGAGCAGCGAGCGCCACCAGGUCAGCCGUGCCGGUGCCGGUGCCGGUGGCGAUCCCUCGAGCGACGACGGCAGCAACAACAACGGCGACAGUGGCGAAAGCAGCGGCGGCGGCGAUAACGAGGGCCUGCCCGCCCUCUUUUCCUCGCCCGCCCACCCGAACCUGACGCAGAGCCUCGGCCUGGCCCCACACCGCUCUGGCCUCGCCUCGAUCAACGCCACGCCCUUUGCCAAGCUCCAGCCGCUGCUCGGCCACUCGCUCGGCGCCUCGUCGCUCCAGUGGCCCGACAGCGUCGUCCGUCCGUCCAUGUACCGCCGCGCCGACGACGACGACGACGGCCUCAGUCUUGGUGAUGACGACGACGACGACGAUGACGAUGACGGCCCACCGCAGGGCGGCGAUGGCAGCCCUGCCCGCAAGCGCAGCCGCGUGUCUUCGAAGCCAGCCGUGGCUUCCUCGACGAUGACGACGCCCAGACGACUUGGCCCCCUAGCCUCGCCCACCUUCUCGUCCUCGUCCUCGUCCCUCUCGUCGUCCAAGUGGCUCAAGCUCCGCGCCGACGACCUCGCCGCGAGCUCCUCCGCCGACGACAACGGCCACCUAGCCCCGCGGCCCGCCCUGGCCGAGCGACGCGCCAACUGACCAUGACUCGAACCCCCGAACCUCUGAACGUGAACCCGAACCCACACCCUGUACAUGAAUAGACUUUGCACGCGCUCC
Messenger RNA from Acaromyces ingoldii, 2598 nucleotides. RefSeq lists its product as hypothetical. Bases 1 to 2520 code for a protein of 839 amino acids. The record is from RefSeq and is a predicted model, not a curated record. The transcript is spliced from 2 exons. NCBI's taxonomy places the organism in Eukaryota, Fungi, Basidiomycota, Exobasidiomycetes, Exobasidiales, Cryptobasidiaceae.